Messenger RNA from Leptosia nina, 1314 nucleotides. The record is from the annotation of a GenBank genome assembly. NCBI's taxonomy places the organism in Eukaryota, Metazoa, Arthropoda, Insecta, Lepidoptera, Pieridae.
AUGAAGCUGUUUUGGUGCUGUAUAGCAGUGGCAUUACUAGCAUCAGUAGCGGAUGCUGCAAUAGAUGUGGAAAAAACAGUGAAGAGAGUACAAAGUAUACUUACAUCAAACGACCUUUUGCCUAAAUUAAGCAGAGAAGAAAUAAUACAACUAUUAAAUGAUAUAAAGGAAGAAGAUGAAAAAAUGAGCACAACGUUUAAAGUGCGACAGGCUUCUAGAGACCUCAAAACGACCACUCCUUAUAAAAUUCUUAAAAUUGAGGAUGAUAAUGAAAUUAAUCCCACUACUCAACCUUCGACAGCAAAAAGCCAAUUACAUUCUAAGGUUGAAAGUACUACCAAAUCAAGUGCACAAAUGUUAACGGUCGUUCUCCCCUACACCCCUCGAGAUGGAUCUUCCCUACUUGAAUUGUAUACUCGGCCACCUCGUGUUGAAGUUGUUCAAGAAAAAGUAACUCCUAAACCCAUUAAAACCUCAAAAUCUACCCAAAAUCUUAAAGAAACUUUGAAGAGCAACGCAAAAGUGGCUAGUCAACCUAAAUCAGACUUUCCGGCAGAGUUACAAGCGUUUUUAGAUGCUCAUGGAUUGAAAGGGAAUCCUGAAAAAGAUCACUUUUUACUGCCUUUAGAUGGAUUCAAGCCUUUACCCCCAGCAAAAACUGUGGACGGCAAUAUCCAGUUACCUGAAAAUAUUUUACUUACAUAUGAUUUAAUUUCCCCUUCAGACUUAAAGUCCUUGACGAGUAAUAAAAACUCUGAAAGUACCUUUCUUUAUGAACCUUUACGACCGGAAUUCCCAUUUGAACUUGAUGUAGCUGCAUCAGAGUCGAAAGAAACCGUUUUACCAUUAGAUUUGCCUGUUCGAAAAGCAAAAACAAGUUUAAAAUCCCUACCAAAUUAUGAUCCAAUAAACUAUGAAUCAGUUAAAGUAAUACCACUUAAUGCGGGUCCUAAUCCUUUAGAACAAGAAAAAUCUGUAUUGGAAAGUGACGCUUCUAAACGACAGGCUAAUGACACGCAAAUAGACGAAGCCAAAAAAACUUCAGAAGCAACGAGUGACAACAAAAGUGACGCAUCCGAUUCUGUUGGGUCAGACGCAGGAGCAUCAAUAUCUGAUUUAGAAGAUUCAUUUGGAGGCCCGGCUCCAGAGACACCUGGUGAUUCAGUACUGCCACCGCCAAAGAAAAAUGGCUUUUACUGGAUGCUAGACUGGAAUAGCUUUUUAGAAGUUGGUGACGGCGAUAGUAAAGUUAAUAUUCGUUUUGAACCUAAAUUAGGCGAUCCACAAAUGUUUUUACCGAUAAAUGUACCGUGA